GCACUUUUUUUGAUAAAAACUAUGUUUUUUAGUUUCUACUUUCUUAGUUUUUUGUUUCUUUGUAUGAAGAAUAUCAUAUAAUGCAAAGGAAGUGAAACUUGUAUCUAAAACUAGUGCGGAUUGUAGAUGUCCAGAAAGAUGUCCAUUUGAGCACGAUUCAAGUGCUCCACUUAAAUCGUUUCACCGCCAAUCGUCUAUAAAAUAAAACGCAGGGAGUUCAAAUUUUGGAACAUCAGUUAUUCAUUAGGCUCUAUUAUUUUGUAACAUGCACGAUUAAAUUUAUACCACUAAUUCACGCGUUACACGUUCGCGUCACGUACUGUGAAGAGAUCGAAAUGAAUUGUCGAAAUCUUCGAAUGACCGGGAGCGAAUCGCUGGCAUUGGCCGAUAGUCAGACUCGAUCAGCGACGUGGGCCAUCGAGCAACAGUCAUACAUUGCAAUCAUCGUGUUAGGUCGAAGGGAAACAAUUUCCCGAACGAUCGUGCGUAAAGGAAUGAUAGAAACUGCCGUUUUGUUACCGCAAACCAUGAGUGACGCAUAAACUUCCCAGCGGAAAAGGUUUCGGAAUCAAGACUCUCUUGCGUAAAGAUUUGAAAUUAAUACCGCUUCAAGAUGCAUUGUAAAACAGUGUGCUUAUAAGUGUUGAAGAAGGUAGCACGCUAAGUGAUUGAAUAAUCUUUGAAGAAAUGUAUGUGAGCUUAAAGAGAAAAAAUGUUUUAGAACGUGUAUCUGGAUUUAAAAGCUAUCAAUGUAAGUUGCUGUCAAUAUGUAUAUGUCAUCAAUCAAUUCCUUUGCAGCCAACUGCUUGCUUCUUUAUUUGAUCAGUUCAUUUUGUAGCAGAGCCGAAAAGUCAGACCGGAUCCCUUACAAAAUCAACGAUCCUGCACAUUAUCAAUUUCGAUCGAUACAGACAGAAUCAGUUUCUUCGGAAGAAGAGUUCCAGUCCAAUGUUCCAAAACGUUCACAAUACAAUGUUUAUCAUCCUAAGCAUAAUUUGAUGCAACCUCGGGUACUUAUUAAGGAUCACUACUCUGAAAACAAUGUGAAGAAAAAUAUAGCAAGAUCCAUGCCAGAAUAUGAGUUAGAAGAAAUUUUACAGACCGUAAACUAUAAUUCUCCCUCCAAAUUUGUUAGAAAUAAAAAAAUUCCUAAAAAGGAAAAUGCUGCACAAUUGGAGCGCAAAGAGACUCGAGAAAUUGACGAAGAAAUAAUGAAAAAAAUGAGCUUGCUAGACAAAGUAUUAUCCGAAGAUACCGACAAGAAUGACAUCGAGAUAAAGAACACCAUUGAAGACGAAAUCAUUGCGGAAAUGAACAUCUCUGAAGAGACAAAAAGGGUUGUCAGGCAAAUUCGUAAGCAGCGGCCCGGAUUCUUUUGGACCUUGGCAAGGCUUGCUUUCGAGACGUUCAAUGAUACGCGAUCGGCGAUUAAACAAAUUAGUAGUAUUAUUAAUCAAAAUAUCGAACCGGAUCCAACUACACGACGACCAAUCAACAGUCAUCAUUCAUUGACAGUCGCCAAUACAACAACAGUUGCACCGAUGAAUGAACAGAAUAAUACUUCCAGUGACAUGGUAGGCGUUAACACAACGACGACCUCGACCACACAAGCACCUUUCAGACUCACACCAACCAAUCUGCAAAAUUUGAUUAGAAGAAAUUUGCGUGGUUUAGUGAGACUCUUCAAUAUUGAAUGGCAGGAGGCUCUGAAUCAAUCAGACAUAACUGUAAAGGAAUUUCAAAAGAAUCUUGGGACUCAAGUGGGCAGUUUCCUACAAGACAACCCAAACGCUUUUUAAAAGCAAUAAAGAUAACAUCACGAAGAAGAAUUGAAUAGAUAAAAUAAACAUCUCAAAAAGUUCCGAACUGAAUACAAUAUAAUAAUUCAAUUA
This is a messenger RNA of Trachymyrmex septentrionalis, 1892 nucleotides long. RefSeq lists its product as uncharacterized. The record is from RefSeq and is a predicted model, not a curated record. The coding region runs from base 768 to 1799 and encodes 343 amino acids. NCBI's taxonomy places the organism in Eukaryota, Metazoa, Arthropoda, Insecta, Hymenoptera, Formicidae. The transcript has 5 exons.